Astrephomene gubernaculifera is the source of this 1439-nucleotide messenger RNA. Lineage: Eukaryota; Viridiplantae; Chlorophyta; Chlorophyceae; Chlamydomonadales; Astrephomenaceae. The record is from the annotation of a GenBank genome assembly.
GUUAUGUACUUCUUAACAUGUUAAAUUUGCGUUGCAAACCACCGACGUUAUUUGUAGGGAGGAAUUGUAGCCAGCAUAAGAGCCUUGCGCGUCCGGUAGUUUGCUGUUGGGCAUUGGAGAAAAGAAGGAGCUUUUAUGAGUUACUAGGUGUCGCCCAAACGGCGACUAUAGAGGAUAUUAGAGCUGCCUACAGGUCCCUCGCAAAAAGCCUUCACCCGGACGUCAGCCAAGAGGAGGAUGCGGAGGCGGUAUUUGCAGAGAUCAACAAAGCAUAUGAAGUGCUGUCGGACGAGGAUGAACGUGGAAAGUACGAUUACAUAUGGAGGUGCGAGCAGCAGCUGCAGGCAGCAGCGGACUCACCAGCAGCGGAGGGCGCCUCCUCUCUGAGCCCUGAGGAAGAGCUUUUUAAGCGCUCAGCGGUGUUGCAGCAGCUGCAGGCGGCCCAGCGAGAAGCACAAAGGGCCCGACAGCUGGCUAGGAUGGCACGUAAGGCUGCGGAGGAGGCACGCAGGCAGGCAGCUGAGCAGGCACGUGAGGCAAGGGCCCGGGCCAAUAACGCAGCAGCAGCUGCACCGCAACCCGGGGCUGCUGACAACUGCAGCAUGGGGCCCGCUGGGGCCUAUGAGGUCGGGGGCUCACCGAGGCCUGAUGAGGCGUCAGCAAAUGAACCAGGUGUCAGCAAGGCCGGUUGCCGGGCUGCUAAAUCCAUAGCGCGACAGGAGGCAAGGGAGGCAGCAAGGGAGGCGAGGCGGCAGGCAAGGGAGGCACGCCGGCAUGCAUCGCAGGUUCGGAGCUGGGCUCAGUGGGCCGAGCAGGAGGUGGAGGCGGCCCAACAGGCGGCAGGUUUGGAGCCACAACCACCACCAGCGGCAGGAGCAGCAGCGCCUCCUCGGUACGAUUACCAUGUGAACUACCACCACCGGCGGAGAGCAGGAGCAACUCAACAACCGCCAGAGGAGGCCGAGGAGGCACCCUGGGAGCAGCAGUAGUAGGUAGGAGCAUACAUACAUAAUUAGAGGUGCAUUCUGAAGCAACUUACAGAGGGAGUACAGAACUUAAUGCGAGGCAAGCUAUUAGCGAAUUCGGAAUCUGGAACUUGCAAUAUGGUUUAGUCCGAAAGUACAUCUUUAGCAGCCACGCUUGCUUGGUUGGCAAACCGAGACAUAUUUAACCCUUUUCGUACUAUUAAGGACCGUGACAAGCGUUGCCUAGAGCCUGUGAUUCGUAUAAGGCCAUUUAAUAAGAGCUUGCGUGGUCUGCCUUGCUUUCCUAAACGUCGUGUUUCAGGGCCCUGUGAUUGGCCCUGUGAUGUGCGAUUCUAAGACUUGCCGUAUGGAUCCACUUGGUUACGGGCCUUGUGAAUGACCGUUACAGUGCAUCCACACAGUGACACCAGGGACGAUGAGCCCGAUUCAUUAAGAAACACGUAAGCAAUCCCG